Agrilus planipennis (emerald ash borer) is the source of this 4720-nucleotide messenger RNA. RefSeq names its product retinoic acid receptor RXR (gene usp). Gene Ontology annotation, molecular function: nuclear steroid receptor activity; zinc ion binding; RNA polymerase II cis-regulatory region sequence-specific DNA binding. Lineage: Eukaryota; Metazoa; Arthropoda; Insecta; Coleoptera; Buprestidae. Gene Ontology annotation, cellular component: activator ecdysone receptor complex; nucleus. The transcript has 7 exons. The record is from RefSeq and is a predicted model, not a curated record. Bases 1033 to 2355 code for a protein of 440 amino acids. Gene Ontology annotation, biological process: cellular response to ecdysone; cell differentiation; anatomical structure development.
CGAUUGUUUUCAAAGGCCGCGGCGAAACAAACGAGCGACAUAACGCAUGCGAUUUUCGGAGUUUUGGCGCCCACGCUUGUACGCUCGUUUUCUUUCUCGUUCCACAGUGUGGGCCUGUGAUCAAUCCCGUACGCCGACGUCGCGGUGCCGUGGCCUCCUCUAAAACGCGCUCGCUGAACAAAAGUGAAACUGCACCGCGCCAUCAGCACAGUUCGAUUGUUGCGGUUUGUGUGACCGUGACAGACGGUUGCGAAAAACAAGAGCAAUUGAUUGUUGUCGGUAAUCGAUUGUUAGUACGACCACGAAUCAGAAACUAUCAAACGCGGACGAUCGAUUGUUGGGAUCACAAUCGGGAGCCGGCAAAUUGUCAAUUGAUUGUUAAGGCCAAGGACUAAUAGAUUUUAUUUAUUAAACGCGGAACUCUUCAUUGUUGUGUGAGUUAAUAAAAUUGACAAAGUUUAUCUGUAGUGGCAAACGGCGACUGUGCGUAGUGAGUAGCUUAUGUUUGAUUGAAAAGUUUAGAAACUGAUCGGAGACCGGCAAAGUUUUGUUUUGUUUUGAGUGCUGUCACCGAGCACGUGCGUUGUCGUUUAAAAUAAUAAUUGGAAUCGUUUUCCUGGCGGAAUGUUGUUUCAGCUACAUUUGGCUAACAAGCAUUCGCAGAGGCAAAAAGCGGUAUACUCAGUCGGUGGUGUAUUAUUUUUAGCGGUCGUAGCCUUGCAAAAAUUUUAUCGCCGCUGACGCGAUAUUUUUAUUGUUUUUGAGGAAUCCUAUACGAGCGCGGCGCGAGAUAAAAAAAAGAGUGGAAAUCCUUAUCAGUAUCUGCUUCGAUAGUUUAUAUUGACGUUGCGGUCCGUGUGAAAGUGAAUAGUCCUAGAAAAGUUGACGAAGCGCGAAGAUUGUUUGGGAAUAUUGAUAAACUGUCCUAAAGGAAAUUGUAAACGGGUGAUAGUUGAUGACUUUUGUUUUGUGACCAAAGAUUUACCUGUAUUUGUAUUGUGAUUGUGAUAGAGGAGCUGUGAUAAACAGAUUAUGAAAAUGUUGAAGAAAGAGAAACCCAUGAUGUCGGUGACGGCAAUUAUACAGGGGGCUCAGGCUCAGCAACAAUGGGGACGGAGUUUGGGGUUGGGACCGCCGCAUUUUGGCUUAGGAAUUAGUUUGGACCAGAAUCUAUCAAUGGGAUCGAUGGGUCCUCAAAGUCCGUUAGAGAUGAAACCUGACACAGGUUCUCUCAUAACGUCGGGUCAGUUUAGUCCGCAGGGCCCAAAUAGCCCCGGGUCGUUUUCUUUGGGCCAUAAUAGUCUUUUAAGUCCGUCGUCUGGGGGUAGUAAUUUGUGUAAUAAAAACCUCGGAUCUCCUUACCCGCCUAAUCAUCCCCUCAGUGGUUCCAAACACCUGUGCUCCAUCUGCGGAGAUAGAGCCAGUGGAAAACAUUAUGGAGUAUAUAGUUGUGAAGGCUGCAAAGGCUUUUUUAAGCGAACAGUUAGGAAAGACUUAUCUUACGCCUGUCGAGAAGAAAAAAACUGUAUAAUAGACAAAAGGCAAAGGAAUCGAUGUCAAUAUUGUCGAUAUCAAAAAUGUCUCGCGAUGGGAAUGAAAAGGGAGGCGGUGCAAGAGGAACGACAAAGGACAAAGGAUAAAGACAACUCGGAAGUAGAGUCCACAUCGAAUUUACACGUGGAUAUUACCAUAGAAAGGAUAUUGGAGGCGGAAAAGAAAGCUGACAGUCUUAUGGAUCAACCAGUGGAGCUCGAGAAUGCUGUUACAAAUCUCUGCCAGGCGACAAAUAAGCAGUUGUUACAAUUAGUUGAGUGGGCAAAAAAUAUACCACAUUUUACGUCUUUACCGUUACAAGACCAGGUCCUUCUUCUUCGGGCAGGCUGGAAUGAAUUGCUGAUAGCUGGAUUUUCGCAUCGUUCAAUAGACGCGAAGGACUCUAUCGUACUUGCCACAGGACUCACAAUUACCAGACAAUCCGCCCAUCAGGUUGGAGUUGGGGGUAUUUUCGACAGGGUGCUCAACGAAUUAGUGGUAAAAAUGAGGGAAAUGGAAAUUGACAGGGCCGAACUGGGUUGCUUGAGGUGUAUUAUUUUGUACAAUCCAGACGUCCGAGGCAUUAAAUCGCACCAGGAGGUGGAGAUGUUACGGGAAAAGGUUUACGCAGUAUUAGAAGAGUAUUGUAGGACCCAUCAUCCCCGCGAGCCUGGCAGAUUUGCGAAAUUGUUAUUACGAUUACCGGGUCUACGUACUAUAGGUCUCAAGUGUCUUGAACAUUUGUUCUUCUUCAGGAUGCUAGGUGACGUCACUAUUGACACCUUCCUCACGGAAAUGCUAGACAAUUCGAACGAUUCCUAAUUUAAUUGAAGUAUGAAAAUUAAAAGGGGAUCGGUUUUUGGUCUUUUUUUUCCUUAUCGUGUCUCUCUUCUGUGGUGUUCUAUAUCAUGUAAAAUAAAUAACAUUUGCAUGUGUCGCAAAUGUACUAUUUAUAAAUAUAAUAUAUUCUAUAUACAGAUCAUGUAUAUGUCUAUUUAAUUGAUUGAUUAAUCAAGAUUAAUGAUUUCAUUUAAUUACUGCGUAGUAGUGUAAAUUUACAUAACAGAAAUUUUUAAAACGGUAAUAGCUGUAGCUAUUAAUCAAUUAAUUAACUAUUGUAAUUAUUAUCUAAUUAUGAUGAUGUAUAUUUUGUUUUCUAUAUUUAUGGUAUGUGCCACCUUCCGGCUUUCGCUUGUUGUCUAGUGCAAUAAUAUUAAUAUUAAUUAAUAAGGAUUAUAUGUUGUUAAAAUUUUUAUUGUCCCAUUGUACAUUCAAUUUUUUUUCUUUUUUGAAGUCAAACCUUUCGGUUGUUAAUUAUAUUAGGUAUAUUAUACAUGCAUUAGAAAAUAUUUUGCAUAGGUCUCGACUUCAAAAAAAAAAAAAUAAUAAACGAAGCGGUUUUAUUAAUUAACUAUUACACUUACGUAUAUACAUGUUAAUUAUUAUAUUUUUUUUAUCGUGUACCUUAUCGAUUUUUAUAGAAUGCUGUAUGUAGUAAGUUUUAAGGGAAUUUUGUCUCGUUUGAAAAUGCUAGGUUAGAUCUCAUUCUACGUUCAGGCUUCGUUGGAUACGCAAUUUUUGUUCUUAAAUUGCUUCUUGUCUGUGUAUAAACAAAUAUCUGUGCGUUAUUGAAUGUAGAUAAAGUAUUAAGUGUAUUUCAAUUAUAAGUGGCUGUUAAAAUGCCCUCGGUGGUAUAGUCCGUUCACAUAAAGAAAGGUGCAGCGUGGGCGAUGGGCAUUAAACGAGUUCUCGGAAUAUGGCCGGUCGUUUCCCAUCAAAGCCCAACCGUAAGCCUCUGGCGCCUUAAAUAACUUCCAACAGUUACGAUCAUUAAGGCAGUCUGCAUACAUCGAUUUGCCAUUGUGUACCUUUCUCUAAGUGAACUGACUUAGCAGCACUUUGUUCACAAAAAAGUGUAAAUGAUAGGUCAGGAAAGUAUGAAACCAAUUAGUGCUAAUUCGUAAUUGCAGUGAAGGCCACUGAAAACAUAAAGUAUAAAGCAGUUUUAGAUUGAAGUCGAAAAAAAAAAGAGUUUCGAAAGUCGUUUAGCUUCUGGUGUAACUACAAAAGUUCUUUUGUACUUUAUUGGACGAAAGGAUAACGAAUAUAAUUACCAUUUUAAAAAAUCAUAGAAGCAAAUGUUAGUUUUGGAUUUUCAAUCUUUUUUUUUAAUGUUAAUUUAAAUUUGCAGGUAAUUGUAUUUUUUUUUUGUAAUAUAUCGUUUUCGAUUGCCUUCAAUUGGAUUUGGCAUCUCUUUGUAUUUACGAAUUAGAAAUAUGUAUCUUGCGCUUUAUUUUCCUGCCUUCUGAAUGAAAUUCUGCAGUUUGCUUAUUUUUUGUUUAACGAAUAAUUUUGCUAAAAAGUACAAAAAAGCGCUUUGAAAAAUUUUUAUUGCAAAUCUGAAUAUUAUUCAUAUGUAUUUCUAUAUUAAAAAUUUUGAUAAAUAUUGCAGCCGCUUGUAUACCUGUUAAGAAGAAGGAUACUUAAGUGGCAGCAUUAAUCACUUUAAUCUCUUUUAAUAUUGUUUUUAUUUGGGGGUUUUUGAACUUUGAAUUGUAUGAUAAUCGGAAGUACAGAAGUAUCUUAACUGUAUAGAGUAAAUUAUAAACACUAUUAACUAUUUAUAAUCAAAGGUUUGUGAUAUAUUUCCACAAAACUGAGCUUAUAAUCUUCUUUGUGUAAACAUUGGCUGGCAAAUAUAACUAUAAAAAUUUAAAAUUUUCAUCGAUCGUAAGAAUUUACAAAAAGCGCGAUAUUUAGAAAAUUGAGUGUUUUUUCUUCAGUGGCCAGUUCUUGUCACGAGUGCAAAGGGAGCUGCAAAGAAGAAUUUGACUUCGUUUGUAUUUUUUUAUUUUAUUAAUAAUCUAGUACGUUUUGUUUUUAUUUUAUUUUUUUUGCGCGCGGGAAGUGUUCAGUUUUGGCGCGAAUCCAAUAUUCAAUGAAGACGGUGGGCAACGUGUUAUUAAUUAUUGAAGAAGUACCUAAGACAUUUUCGAAAGUGAUUGAAAAGUGCCUGCGUUGGCUUGUAGAUUGUUUAAAAAGUUGGCAUUUAUGUAAACUGUUGAAGCUCAAGAUUUUUUAUCGUUUUAUGAUAGGUCCCGUUAUUUGCCAUAGUAACGUUAUCAGUUGUUUUCCAAUGACGAUUAGGUGGAAAUCGUUCGUUGUGUUAAGAUAUAUGAUGAAAAAA